Messenger RNA from Aspergillus udagawae, 3234 nucleotides. Its product is annotated as isoleucine-tRNA ligase. Gene Ontology annotation, biological process: isoleucyl-tRNA aminoacylation. NCBI's taxonomy places the organism in Eukaryota, Fungi, Ascomycota, Eurotiomycetes, Eurotiales, Aspergillaceae. The record is from RefSeq and is a predicted model, not a curated record. Gene Ontology annotation, molecular function: ATP binding; tRNA binding; isoleucine-tRNA ligase activity. Bases 1 to 3234 code for a protein of 1077 amino acids. The transcript has 3 exons.
AUGUCUAUCGAUUUUCCCGCCGAGGAGGAGCUCACCCUCAAGCGGUGGAGGGAGAUUGAUGCCUUCCAGCGCCAGGUUGAGCUCUCUCGGGGCCAGAAGACGUACACUUUCUACGACGGCCCACCCUGUCCUACCGGCCCCCCUCACUAUGGUCACCUGCUGGCUUCUACGAUUAAGGAUAUCAUCCCUAGAUACUGGGCGAUGAAGGGUUACUAUAUUGAGCGACGAUUUGGCUGGGAUACGCAUGGUGUCCCCGUCGAAUACGAGAUUGAUAAGAAACUUGGCAUGUCUGGUCUGGAGGCCGUUGAGAAGCUCGGAAUUGCGAAGUACAACGAGGAGUGCCGGGCUUUUGUCAUGCGUUUCGCCACUGAGUGGCAGCAGACCAUCGAGCGCUUGGGUCGCUGGAUCGAUUUCGACGACGACUACAAGACAAUGAACACUAGCUUCAUGGAGUCUGUCUGGUGGGUUUUCAAGCAGCUGUUCGACAAGGGCCUUGUCUACCGAGGCUACAGGGUCAUGCCGUACUCGACCGCCUUGAACACACCUCUCAGUAAUUUCGAGGCCCAGCAAAACUACAAGGAUGUCCAAGAUCCUGCUAUCGUCGUCACUUUCCCCCUGUUGGAUGACCCCGAGACUUGCCUGCUUGCGUGGACCACGACCCCUUGGACCCUUCCCUCCCACACCGGCCUUUGCGCUCACCCAGACUUCGAGUAUAUCAAGAUCUAUGACGAGGCCACCAAGAAGAACUACAUUCUUUUGGGAUCUUUGCUCCGCACCAUCUACAAGGACCCAAAGAAGGCCAAGUUUAAGAUUGUUGAUCGUAUCAAGGGUUCCGACAUGCUUGGAUGGAAGUACAAGCCCCUCUUUGACUAUUACUAUGAGGAGUUCAAGGACCACGGUUUCCGUGUGUUGAAUGAUGGCUAUGUUACGGCCGAGGACGGUGUGGGUAUCGUCCACCAAUCCCCCGCGUUCGGUGAGGACGAUUAUCGGGUCGCUGUGAACCAUGGUGUCAUCAACGAGACCCGUACUCCUCCCAACCCGGUCGACCCCCAGGGCUGCUUCACGAAGGAGGUUCGGGACUUCUUUGGCCAGCACGUCAAGGAGGCCGACAAGGCGAUUAUCAAACACCUGAAGGGAACCGGCCGCAUCCUUGUCGACAGCCAGAUCACCCACAGUUACCCCUGCUGCUGGCGAUCCGACACACCUCUCAUCUACCGCGCGGUGCCUUCAUGGUUUGUGAAGAUCACUCCUAUCAUCCCUCAGAUGCUGGAAGGUAUCAAGCAGUCUCACUGGGUCCCAUCUGCUGUCAAGGACAAGAGAUUUGCCAGCUGGAUCAAGAAUGCUCGCGAUUGGAACAUUUCUCGCAACCGUUUCUGGGGAACUCCCCUCCCUCUCUGGGUCAGCGAUGACUUCAAGGAGGUUGUCGCCGUUGGAAGCGUCGAGGAACUCAAGGAAUUGAGUGGCUAUACCGGCGAGCUCACCGAUCUCCACCGUGACAAGGUGGACCACAUUACCAUUCCCAGUAAGCAGGGCAAGGGUGAGCUCCGUCGUGUGAGCGAGGUGUUCGAUUGUUGGUUUGAGUCCGGCAGCAUGCCAUAUGCCUCCCAGCACUACCCCUUCAAGAACAAGGACCAGUUCGGGAACAGCUUCCCUGGCGACUUUAUCGCAGAGGGCCUCGACCAGACCCGUGGAUGGUUCUACACAUUGACCGUCCUUGGCACUCACCUGUUCGGCAAGCUUCCUUUCAAGAACUGUGUUGUUAACGGUAUUGUCCUUGCUGAAGAUGGUAAGAAGAUGUCCAAGCGUCUCAAGAACUACCCGGACCCCACCCUCAUCAUGGACCGCUAUGGCUCGGAUGCCUUGCGUCUUUACCUGAUCAACUCCCCAGUUGUUCGUGCCGACCCUCUCCGCUUCAAGGAGUCAGGUGUCAAGGAAAUUGUCAGCAAGGUACUCCUGCCGCUGUGGAAUAGCUACAAGUUCUUUGAGGGUCAAGUGGCCCUCUUGAAGAAGGCUUCUGAUGUUAACUACAUGUUCAACCCCGAGGCCGAGGCCACUAAUACCAACGUCAUGGAUCGUUGGAUCUUGGCGAGCUGUCAGAGUCUUCUGAUCUUCGUCAAUCAGGAGAUGGCGGGGUACCGUCUCUACACUGUCGUGCCUCGCUUGCUGGGUCUAAUCGAGAACACCACCAACUGGUACAUCCGCUUCAAUCGUAAGCGCCUAAAGGGCGAGAAUGGCGUUGAUGAAACCCUGCAUGCCCUGAACACCCUCUUUGAGGUUCUCUACACCCUUGUGCGGGGUCUUACUCCUUUUAUUCCCUUCAUCACCGACAACAUUUACCAGCGUCUCCUCUUACACAUUCCUGAGUCCCUGCGUGCUGAGGAUAGCCGCAGCGUUCACUUCUUGGCCUUCCCUGAGCCGCGUAAGGAGCUCUUCGAUGAGGUUGUAGAGCGCAGAGUUGCUCGCAUGCAGAAGGUGAUUGAGCUGGGCCGUAUCUCUCGCGAGCGCAAGUCUAUCGCUCUGAAGACCCCCCUGAAGACAUUAGUUGUCAUUCACCAGGACCGGCAAUACCUGGAUGACGUUAAGUCGCUUGAGAGCUACAUCCUUGAAGAGCUCAACGUGCUCAACCUUAUUCUUUCUUCUGACGAGGCCAAGUACAAUGUCCAGUACAGUGUUAAUGCUGACUGGCCGACUCUGGGCAAGAAGCUUAAGAAGGACGUGCAAAAGGUGAAGAAGACCCUGCCUUCUCUGUCCAGCAAUGAUGUGAGGAAAUACGUCACUGAUAAGAAGAUUAUUGUUGAUGGCAUUGAACUGGUUGAGGGUGAUCUGGUUGUGAAGCGCGGCAUCAAGGAGGAUUCUGGCUCAUCGGGCAUGGAGACCAACACUGACGCCGAUGUCAUGACCAUUCUGGAUGCCAACCUGUACCCCGAGCUGGCUCACCAGGGUAUCGGCCGUGAGAUUAUCAACCGUCUCCAGCGUCUGCGCAAGAAGGCUGGCCUUGUUCCCACUGACGAAGUGAAGAUGGAGUACAUCGUCCUUUCAGAUCCCGACAACAUUGGUCUGAGUGAAGCCUUCAAGUCCCAGUCUCAGGCUAUUGAGAAGGCUGUUCGCCGGCCACUCGAUGAGCGCGCCCUGGUUGAUGGCAAGUCACCUAGUGCUGACGAGGAGGGCACCAUUGCUCAAGAGGACCAGGAGGUGCAGAAUGCGACGUUCUUGUUGCGCCUGGUCAAGCUGUGA